AUGAUACUGUAUGUUAACGAUUGCUCAUCAUUUAAAGAUUUCACGACUGUAAUUUUGGAAAAAUUAUGUGGUACAGAUCAUAAAUGCGGUAAGGCGAAUAUUAUUAUAGCGGAUCUGAAACUAUAUGAGAAUUACUAUAUAGAUCAACCAGAACUCACCACUAGCGUCAAUUACAUUAAUAGGGUUGGUAAUGUCAACGUGACUUUGGUAGAGUCAUUAUCGGAACUUAUUACCGUUUUGGGUGAACAUUUUCUGGCUAAAGAAAGACCUGAACACCCGGAACUACCACCUAUUGGAACGGAUACAAAGAUAAUAGGGCUAUUUGGAAUAUUUGACCAUUUCAUAACGGAGGGUAACCAGCUUAUGACGAAAAAGUGGCAGGUAAAUGACGAAAAAGAAUUUCAAACAGAGGAAGGGCUGAGUAAUCCAUUCAUGGAUUUGAAAGAUUACUCGGCAAAGACAGUCAAUUUUAUUUGCAACUUAAUGUAUAACUUAAAAUUCUAUAGAAAAUAUGAGAUCUAUUUGAAUGAGCCCUAUGAGGGAACCGAGGAAGGGAACGAUAAGGGGACAUAUUCGCCAAUAACAUGGAAUAGACAACUACCUAAUUUGCAGCCAACAGGGGAAGUUAACAUUCAGCGAGAAGUGAUUCACCCAGACGAAAUACCGAUAGAGGAGCAAAAUGAAGGGCCGAUUGUGUUUGAUGAAACUGAAAUGGGCACGCCGUUUCCAGAUAAUCACACCAACACUGAAUCUAGCGAAUUCGAUACCCGCCUAAAACAAGUGGAUCUUGUGCCCCUCGGAUUAAUUUUAUCAAAAUGGGCCAGAAUUAUAUGA
Messenger RNA from Debaryomyces fabryi, 834 nucleotides. RefSeq lists its product as uncharacterized. The coding region runs from base 1 to 834 and encodes 277 amino acids. NCBI's taxonomy places the organism in Eukaryota, Fungi, Ascomycota, Pichiomycetes, Serinales, Debaryomycetaceae. The transcript has a single exon. The record is from RefSeq and is a predicted model, not a curated record.